CUCUCAUGGAGCAACAGUGGACCAUCGUUUACGAAUACUUAUGCAUGGGUUAUCUAUGUCAUGUGACCAACUCACUUCAUGCAGAAUCCUGGAAAUCACUUCUGUGCAGAUGAGGAACCAAAUCAAUGCUUAAGCAACUGGUGGCAAAUUCUUACUCUGUGGGAAAUAGAAAAGUGUUUGUGAGCAGAAAGUAUGCCUCCCAAGUUCAAGCGACACCUAAAUGAUGAUGAUGUCACUGGGUCUGUGAAAAGUGAAAGGAGAAAUCUUUUGGAAGAUGAUUCAGAUGAAGAAGAGGACUUUUUUCUACGGGGACCAUCUGGACCAAGAUUUGGGCCUAGAAAUGAUAAAAUUAAGCAUGUUCAGAAUCAGGUGGAUGAAGUUAUUGAUGUAAUGCAAGAAAAUAUUACAAAGGUAAUUGAAAGAGGAGAGAGACUAGAUGAACUGCAGGACAAAUCAGAAAGCUUAUCGGAUAAUGCAACUGCUUUCAGCAACAGAUCCAAACAACUCCGAAGGCAAAUGUGGUGGCGUGGAUGCAAAAUAAAAGCCAUCAUGGCUUUGGCUGCAGCUAUCCUUUUGCUAAUGAUUAUCAUUCUUAUAGUUGUGAAAAACCGUACUUGAUUUGGUGACAGAGAUCCUCAUUAAACAAGAUCUGGGACAAUAAUAAUUAAAGAUUGCUGCAUAAUUUAAAUGAAACCUGUGUAUAUAACUUUCAAAUUUUCUUUUUCAAGAAACUAAAAGGCAAGUACCACUUCAAAUUGGAGCAUUGAGAAUAUCCAGUUACCUUCUUCCCAACUAGCAAAAUGUGUUUUGAAUAAUUAUAUUUAAGGCAAAGAUAACUCUAUUUUGCUUUAUUCCAAGGAUCUAAUUUGAAACUAGAUACUUGCCAGUUUGUUAUAUGUAUAUAUAGUUAAACACUGAUGACAAUAUUCAUACUUGUAUUUUAGUGUCAUUAAAAACAUUUAUUAUUUCAUUAACGUGAGGGUCAAGCUGCUGGUCAGGAUGCCUGUGUAGAAUCCUGACUCUUAUGCUGAAAGAGAUUCAUAACCAUCCCAUCAGUAUUUGCAAGAAUGUCAUUUUUUCAUAUUGCAGUUGCUUUACAGGCAAUCUCCGCAUUUAUGGAUUAACAAAAGCUAAGUGUUGUAAAUGUUUCUGCCUUCAGCUCUACCUGAAAACAUUCCAGUAAACCUAUUCUGACUGUAUAAGGGAAUACAUGGUAACUUUUUGGUAUUUGCAUUUUGAAAAUGGGAAACUUUAACAGUGUGAAAUGCAUAAUAUGGUACCAUAAAACUGGAGAUAAUAAAAAUAUUGGAGAAUGUCA
Molecule: messenger RNA, 1318 nt
Organism: Cricetulus griseus (Chinese hamster)
Lineage: Eukaryota; Metazoa; Chordata; Mammalia; Rodentia; Cricetidae
Source: RefSeq, a predicted model, not a curated record